UUUCUUUUAUUUAGUUAAAAUAGUAGUAAUAAAUGUAAAAAUGUUACAAGAUUUCUUGAAGGCAAAACAUCCAUGAAUUUAAAAAAAUGCAAUUUUCAACUAAAGAAUUUACAAUUGGAACUACUUUAAAUAAUAUUACAAUCAACCAUGUUGAUGAACCAUUGAUCCAGUACCUAGAUGAGUUGAUUGACAUUUGUACAUUAGGUGUUUGUUUUGAAAUCCAUCGUUCUCUAAGAUUAGGUUGCUGGUUUCUUGAAGAAGCAGAAGAGUCUAGAAAAGAAUAUGAAAUAGUUGAUGCCACUGGUUUGGAUGUUUUUGGGCAACAACCUGUAAAGAAACAACAAGAAUGCAUUUGUCCAAAUUGUGCACGUACACUUGCAGCUAGCAGAUUUGCCCCACAUCUAGAAAAAUGCAUGGGUAUGGGGAGAAAUAGCAGCAGAAUAGCUAGCCGAAGACUUCAAGCAACAGGUCGCAUAGAUGACUUUGAUGCAGAUGAAUUAGAUUAUGAUUGGAAUUAUGAAAUCGAACCAAGAAGUAAAAAAAAUAAAAGAGAAAGAGAUACCAAGGUAUCUCCAAAAAGAAAUAAGUAUAGAAAAGUUGAAAUUGGUCUCUCAUCGCUUGUAACUCAUGCAAAUGGUAUGUCUCGCCCAGAUACGCCAUGCUCCACACUUAGUGGAGAACUUAUUGGUGGUAUAAAGAAUGGUCCCACAAUCCAAGCUCUUGAAUCACUUGGACAAGAAGAAAAAGUUGCAUUACUAACACAGACUUGUGGGGCCAUAUCAGAACACACGGGGAAAAUGUGCACACGAACUGGAAAGUGUGUCCAGCACACUGAUGAACAAAGGAAAAGUGUCAGAGGUCUUCUUCUUGGUGAUACUGAUGAUAUUCCAUGGCCAGCAAGUUCACGUCCAGAUAGUUCUGCUCUUGAUCAAGACGAUGUACAUGUUGAUGUUGAUGGAUGUGAAGAUAUCGAUGAAGGGGCGCUUCUAAGAGAACUUACACCUUUGCCUUGGGAACAAGAUUCAAACAUUUCAACUGGCUCUGAAUCGACAUCUGCUUCGUUGCAUACAUCACCAGUGAUAAAAAAGAAGACAUCAAAUGCCAGAAAAAAUCGAUUUCGUUGAUAUUGAAUGAAUUUAUUUAAAAUUUGUAUUUAAAUUAGUAAUUACUAAAUAAAUUGUAUUUAAAUUAGUAAUCAUAUAAAAA
Hydra vulgaris (swiftwater hydra) is the source of this 1206-nucleotide messenger RNA. Its product is annotated as ataxin-7-like protein 3. Lineage: Eukaryota; Metazoa; Cnidaria; Hydrozoa; Anthoathecata; Hydridae. Gene Ontology annotation, cellular component: SAGA complex; DUBm complex. Gene Ontology annotation, molecular function: transcription coactivator activity. Gene Ontology annotation, biological process: positive regulation of DNA-templated transcription; regulation of transcription by RNA polymerase II. The record is from RefSeq and is a predicted model, not a curated record.